AGAACAUUUUCAGGAGAAGGGAAGGGUAUCCGGCGCUCGGAACAGUGCUCGGGGCAUAGCGCCGAGCAUGCCGUCGUCAUCACGUGAAAUAGCAGAGGAGAAUCAAUCGAUCACUUAUUGAGUACUCCCUGUGUGCCGAGCGUCCCCGGAAUCCGUCGGAGCUCUCGAGGAGGAGGUCGCCGGUGACUUUGGAGAGCGCGGACUCAGAGCGAGGGGAUUAGUAGAUCUCUCUUUGGCCACGGAAAUGGAAAUGAGCUUGUUGGUUGAGGACCUUGGGCCGCGUAUCUUUCCUUCCCGUUUGCCCUGCGUCCCGAGGCAGAUUCCAGCCCGGUCCCCGCCCCUUGGUUGGACGCCGCGCUCUGCGUGUUUAUAGGCGUAUCUCGUCGGCCUCAGCUCAGGGUUUGAAUACGGUAACGGGUGCCGUUCUGCGAAAACGUAUGCACGAGUAAAACGAUCCCCGUAAUCGAUCGUUGGCGAUCGUGGAGCGCGCCAACCCGAUUUAUUGCCGGACCAAACGUUUUAUGAACCAUAAAGCGAUAAUCCCGUAAGAAUCAACGGAAAGUACGGGCCGAGCGAUAUCCACGGGAUUCCGACUGAGACCCAGGUGGACUCGGCCAUGGACCAUCCCAGCGACUCCACGCGACGGUCCACGGGCGGUGGGAUUCCCGAGAAGAAAAGCGACUCCGUGAUGGCCGAAGAGCACGGCCGGAGAAUCUUAAGCGUGCUGCAAAGUUUUAGAGACCAGGAUAUGUUUUAUGACUUCCAAAUAAUUGUGAAAGAUGAAAUCAUUCCAUGUCAUCGAUGCGUCCUCGCGGCCUGCAGUGACUUUUUCAGGGCGAUGUUUCAAGCGGACAUGAGAGAGAGAGACGGCGGGAGCGUCACCCUCGGUAACCUGUCCCCCCGGGCCGUGAGGGCUUUCGUCGAUUACGCCUACGCCGGGGAAACCCAGAUAACCGACGACAACGUGGAGAUGUUCUUCCAGUUGUCGUCGUUCCUUCAGAUCCCCCCCCUCUCCGAAGCUUGCGGUGACUUUUUAAUAAAAAGCAUCGACGUCGCCAACUGCCUACGGCUGUUGUCGCUCUCCGACGGCUACGGCUCCGCCCCCUUGUUCGAGCAGGCGCUGGCGUUCGCCGAGCGGCACUUCUCUUCGCUCCUCAGAUCCGCCGAUUUCCUCGAGACGAACCCGGGGGUGCUGCAGAGGUUCCUGGAAGCGGACGAACUGGACGUGCCCGACGAAGAGGCCGCGCUGCGAGCCGUUCUCCGCUGGACCGGACACCGCCCGGAAUCCAGACGGAAGCACCUGCCUCGGCUGAUGGCGAAGGUGAGGCUGCAUCACUUAUCCGAGGAGGCCCUUCGGGGCUACCUGCUCUCGGAAGAUCCCUUGCUCGGGAGCACCGACGGUUCGGCCCUGAUCCAGGAGGCCGUCGAGAGCGUGAGAGAGUCCGCCGGACUCUUUGCGGACGCCCGCCCCUCCACCACCGAGAAAUACAUAUUCGUGCACAAAACGGAGGACGCCGGAGAGGGCCGGCACACCUUCUGCUACAACGUUAGGACGGAUGAGUGGAAAGUCCUGCCGCGCACUCAGUUGCUCGCUCUGCCGGGGUCGAGCUUGUCGAGCUGCGGCGAGAAGAUCUUCGUGACCGGCGGCUGCAGGGGGAGGUGCUGCCGGACGACCCGGCUCCACGUCGCCGAGUCGUACCACGAUGCCACCGAGCGGACCUGGUGCUACUGCCCAGUCAGCGGCGAGUUUUCCGCCGUGGCGGGAAUGGAGAGGCCGAGGACCAUGCACGCGUCCGUGAUGGCCCUGGACCGGCUGUUCGUCAUCGGCGGGAGGACGAGGGGAGCCCGGGAGACCGGGAGCCUCUUGAACGUCGAAUCCUACCGGCCCCUCUCCGGGGAGUGGCUGCCGGCGAGCCGCCUGCCCAGAGGCGUCUACUAUCCCGAAGCGAGCGCCUGCCGCGAUGCGAUUUACGUCCUCGGCUCGGAGGUGGAGCUCUCUGACGCCUUCAGUCCGUCUCUCGAUCGCUUCUUGAGGUACAACGCCGCGACCGAUCAGUGGUCGGAGCUGGUGGCCGAGUUCGGCCAGUUUCUUCACGCCACGCUAAUCAAAGCGGUGGCCGUGAACUGUACCCUCUACGUCUGCGACCUGUCCACUUACAAGGUCUACAGCUUUUGCCCCGAGACCUGCGUCUGGAAGGGGGAGGGGUCUUUCGAAUGCGCGGGCUUCAACGCCGGAGCCGUCGCGGUGGAGGAUAAAAUUUACAUUCUAGGGGGAGACUACGCUCCCGAUGAAAUUACCGACGAAGUCCAGGUCUACCACAGUAGCAGGUCCGAGUGGGAGGAGGUCUCACCCAUGCCUCGGGCCCUGACCGAGUUUUACUGCCAGGUGAUCCGGUUCAAUAAAUACCGAGACCCCUGGUCAGGCGAUCGCCUGUGAUCCCGGCAGGCGGCGGGCCACCCGGUCGCCCUCUCGGUGGAAGCCCGGCGUGUUUGUCGAGCCGCCGACCGCGGACGCCGCGGUCGGUUUUACCGUCUCUCCAGCUUCGCGUAUCACCCCGUUUCUCUGUUUCCGAGCCAGUGGUCCGCAGGCCCCCGCAGUGAGCUUUCAAGGCCGGAGCUGCGAUAUUAAGACCUCGCGUAAAGGACGGCGGGGCCGAUCCUCGUCGCUCUCCCUCAGCCUCGCGGAGAUGUGCGUCAGCGAGCAGAUGAAUCGUUGCCGGGAACCGUCCAGGCGGAUGCCGAGUCCGCUCCGUAACGAUGAUGGCGCUUGUUAAGCGCUUACCGCAUGCGGAGCGGCGUUCCGAGCGCGGGG
Molecule: messenger RNA, 2812 nt
Organism: Ornithorhynchus anatinus (platypus)
Lineage: Eukaryota; Metazoa; Chordata; Mammalia; Monotremata; Ornithorhynchidae
Gene: KBTBD3
Product: kelch repeat and BTB domain containing 3
Exons: 3
Coding region: 617-2437 (606 amino acids)
Molecular function (GO): protein binding
Source: RefSeq, a predicted model, not a curated record